Melitaea cinxia (Glanville fritillary) is the source of this 1537-nucleotide messenger RNA. It is a transcript of the gene Alg11, whose product is annotated as GDP-Man:Man(3)GlcNAc(2)-PP-Dol alpha-1,2-mannosyltransferase. The transcript has 8 exons. Gene Ontology annotation, biological process: protein N-linked glycosylation. NCBI's taxonomy places the organism in Eukaryota, Metazoa, Arthropoda, Insecta, Lepidoptera, Nymphalidae. The record is from RefSeq and is a predicted model, not a curated record. Gene Ontology annotation, cellular component: endoplasmic reticulum membrane. Gene Ontology annotation, molecular function: GDP-Man:Man(3)GlcNAc(2)-PP-Dol alpha-1,2-mannosyltransferase activity. The coding region runs from base 34 to 1455 and encodes 473 amino acids.
UUAUUCUAUUUCAGCUUAGUUAUAGUUCUUCCUAUGAUAUUAUUUGGCGUAUUGCUGUUUGGUGCAUUUGUUAUCGUACCAUGUGCUUUCAUAUUUGCAUCAUGGUACAUGAGGAUAAAGGAAAGAAAGCUUCAAAGAAGGAAAAAGCAUGGAGCUAAUAUUGCUUUCUUCCACCCUUAUUGUAAUGCUGGAGGAGGUGGGGAGAGGGUUCUCUGGGUCGCAAUACGGGCUAUUUUAACAAGGUAUCCGGACUCUCACAUAUACAUCUACACAGUUGAAACGGCAGAACCUAUGACCAUCAUAAACAAAGUUCAAAACCAGUUCAAUGUUAAAGUAGAACCGGAGAGAAUUAACUUCGUCAGACUGAGCUUGAAGAAGACCAUUGAGGCUGAAACGUAUCCAUAUUUUACGUUACUCCUACAAAGCAUAGGGUCAAUGGUUUUGGGUAUGGAAGCUUUUAUGAAAUUAAAUCCAGAUAUAUACAUCGACACAACGGGCUGUGCAUUCACCUACCCAAUAUUCCGCUACCUAGCUCAGUGCCCCGUGGGUUGUUACACCCACUACCCCAUAAUAACCUCCGCUAUGAUGAGACGUGUAAAACACAGGCUGACGAGCUAUAACAACAGCAGUGCAAUAGCUCGUAAUCCCUUAUUGACGUGGUGUAAGCUACUGUAUUAUAAGGUGUUUGGCUGGUUGUACGGUGUGGUGGGUCGCUGCGCUGACAUAGUCAUGGUAAACGGAACAUGGACGGAAGACCAUAUAAAUGAGCUAUGGAAAAUACCACUCAAUACCCAUCGGGUCUAUCCGCCGUGCGAGGUGACAGAAUUGAAGAAGCUUCGGUCUUUAGUAAAGGACUCGGACCCCAUACGUAUACUGUCGGUGGCGCAGUUCCGUCCAGAGAAGGAUCAUCCUCUCAUGCUGCAGGCCAUGUACGAACUGCGAAACUUACUCAUCAAGAAUGAGCUAUUAUGGAAUAAGAUUAAGUUGGUGCUGGUGGGGUCUUGCCGGAACGCCGCAGACGAAGAGCGAGUGAAACACCUGCGAGACCUGGCCAAGCACCUGGCGCUGGAGAACAGCGUGAGCUUCCUGGUGAACGCGCCGUACGCGCAGCUGCUGCAGCUGUACCAGUCCAGCGCGCUGGCGCUGCACGCCAUGUGGAACGAGCACUUCGGCAUCGGUGUAGUGGAAUGUAUGGCGGCGGGUCUGAUAACAAUCGCUCAUCGCUCCGGUGGCCCUCUAGCGGAUAUUAUAGAAACGUCGGAAGGUUCUAGAACCGGUUUCCUAGCAUCUGAACCGGAUGAGUACGCGCGUGCUAUACUUGAAGUUAUCGCUCUACCCUCAGACGAGAAAAAACGGAUUAUAGAAGCUGCUAGAGCUUCUGUGGAUCGUUUCUCUGAGAAAGAGUUUGAAAAAGCAUUCCUAAGAGCGACUGAGCCUUUAAUAAGAUUGGACUAACUAGGAAAGUGUUUUGCAAUAUUUACAAGUUUCCAUUAGUUUUAAGCUUAAAUAAUGUAACGAAAUAAAUUUUACCAAAGUU